Solanum dulcamara is the source of this 1189-nucleotide messenger RNA. RefSeq lists its product as uncharacterized. NCBI's taxonomy places the organism in Eukaryota, Viridiplantae, Streptophyta, Magnoliopsida, Solanales, Solanaceae. The transcript has 2 exons. Bases 91 to 753 code for a protein of 220 amino acids. The record is from RefSeq and is a predicted model, not a curated record.
GCCUAUAUUAUUGACUUUAGAGGUACUUGGGAUGACCAUUUGCCACUUAUUGAGUUUGCCUAUAAUAACAGCUACCAUUCUAGCAUUCAGAUGGCACCGUAUGAGGCUUUAUAUGGCAGGAAGUGCAGGUCACCUAUUGGUUGGUUUGAUGUUGGUAAGGUUAAGUUAAUCGGACCUGAUAUGAUUCAACAAGCUGUUGAUAAGGUCAAGCUUAUUCGAGAAAGGUUAUUAGCAGCCCAGAGUCGACAGAAAUCAUAUGCAGAUAAUCGACGUCGACCCUUAGAGUUUCAGGUUAGUGAUUGGGUGUUUUUGAAGGUGUCACCCAUGAAGGGGGUAAUGAGAUUCGGUAAGAAAGGAAAGCUUAGCCCGCGCUACAUUGGCCCUUAUCAGGUUACUCAUAGAAUAGGCAAGGUUGCAUAUGAGUUGGACCUACCAUCUGAUUUGGAAGCAGUGCACCCUUUUUUUCAUGUGUCGAUGCUUCGCAAAUGCAUUGGUGAUCCUUCUAAAGUAUUUCCCAUGGAUGAUAUCCAGGUGACGGAGGAGCUUUCUUAUGAGGAAAACCCUAUAGCUAUACUUGAUCGCCAAGUCAGAAGGUUACGUACUAAGGAUGUGGCUUCCGUCAAAGUAUUAUGGCAAAAUAACAAUAGAGAAGAGAUGACCUGGGAAGCCGAGGAAGAGAUGAAGGAUAAGUAUCCUCACUUGUUUUCUACGCCUACAGGUACAAAUACUCAUUUUGGAGAGCCGCCAACUUAGGAUUCUACUCAACGAGUUUGAAGUGCUCCAUUGUCUCGGAGCCCAAACUUUGGGUACUAAUCCUUAUAAUGUAUAUAUUUGUGUAUUUAGGGGUACGACGGGGCCCUGUCCCGUCAUAUGCUAUUGUUAAUUCUCUUAGAGGUCUGUAGACAUAUGAGUGGGUUGUAUAUAGAUGUUGUCCGGUGUACUAGUAUGACUUAUGUUUUUGGACGUUUACAUUCAGAAUGGAAGCCUUGUCGGCUUACAUAUUAUGUUAUCUUAUUUUUGACAAUUAAGACUCCCCAAGAAAUAGGUGAUUUUAGUAUAUAUAUAAGUAACAGUUUGAGACAACGUGCUACCCAUAUAAAUCCUUUAUCAUGCUUAAUUGCCGAUUGACUAUAGAUAAUAUGUGUGUAUACGAGGGUCCAAUUUGGACACUAGUCACGGGGCUAGGUCG